This is a messenger RNA of Cicer arietinum (chickpea), 1375 nucleotides long. RefSeq lists its product as uncharacterized. The record is from RefSeq and is a predicted model, not a curated record. Gene Ontology annotation, biological process: GPI anchor biosynthetic process. NCBI's taxonomy places the organism in Eukaryota, Viridiplantae, Streptophyta, Magnoliopsida, Fabales, Fabaceae. Gene Ontology annotation, cellular component: endoplasmic reticulum membrane. Gene Ontology annotation, molecular function: hydrolase activity, acting on ester bonds.
AACUCGCCCAAACUCAUCUUUCUCUGAUUCUGAACAAAACCUCCACUUUCUCUCAUUUCCGACGAGACAAAAAGAAGCUUCGUAGUAGAAAACGCGAAGCACGACGCGGUUAGAAAUCGAAACGAAAUCGAUCUACCUCUCAUUCUUCUUAAUCAGAUGUUAUAUGGAUACGUAUUCGUUUUCCUUUUGUUGCUUUGUUGUUUUGUUAACAUAAUUGAUGCAAGUGCAGGUGAUGCUGAUCCGCUUUAUAGGGGUUGCAUAAGACAAUGCCAGGAAACUGGAUGUGUUGGGCAAAAAUGCUUUCCACACUGUACUUUUUCGUCAGAUGGAGAAAUUGUCGGUCGUCCAUGGUACAUGCAAGAACCACUAUAUUUACAAUGGAAAAAAUGGGAUUGUCAAAGUGACUGCCGAUACCACUGUAUGCUUGAUAGAGAGAAAGAAAAAGAAUUACUUAACCUUGACCCGGUUAAGUAUCAUGGUAAAUGGCCAUUCAAGCGUAUUUUUGGGAUGCAGGAGCCUGCUUCUGUGGCUUUCUCAGCUCUCAAUCUUGCAAUGCAUUUUCAUGGUUGGGUCUCCUUUUUCAUAAUUUUGUACUAUAAAUUGCCUCUAAAAGAUGAGAAGAAGGCAUAUUAUGAGUAUGCUAGUUUGUGGCAUAUCUAUGCGCUCUUAUCGCUGAACUCAUGGUUCUGGAGUGCUGUUUUCCACAGUAGAGAUGUUGAUCUAACAGAGAAACUAGACUACUCAUCUGCAGUGAUUCUCCUUGGAUACUCCCUCAUUUUAGCCAUCUUACGAUCCUUCAAUGUUAGGGAUGAGGCUACCAGAGUUAUGGUUUCUGCUCCGUUGAGUGCUUUUGCGAUCACCCAUGUGAUGUACAUCAACUUCUAUAAACUAGAUUAUGGGUGGAAUAUGAAAGUUUGUGUAGUGAUGGCCGUGGCACAACUUGCAAUUUGGGCAGUUUGGGCAGGUGUUAGUCGCCAUCCUUCCCGUUGGAAGUUAUGGCUGGUUGUUUUCGCUGGUGGCCUUGCAAUGCUCCUCGAAAUAUACGAUUUCCCUCCAUAUGAAGGACUUUUCGAUGCACAUGCUAUUUGGCAUGCCUCCACUAUUCCCUUAACUUACAUUUGGUGGAGUUUUAUCAGGGAUGAUGCUCACUUUAGAACAACUAAAAUUCUUAAGAAGGCCAGGUAGCUUCCUUUUGGAGUUACCGAACAGGCUUUAAUGAAUAGAUUCUUUGAUGGUGUACUUGUAAGUGCUUAUUUCUGUGUCAUCAUUAUAGAUUUUUAGAUGCUUAGUUUUGUAUUUUAUUUGGGUGAAUGAUUAUUUUGACAUGUAUGACUGUUCUCUUCAGUUCAAAAGAUCAUUUCAAGAUUCCCUUUCA